AUUGGUUCAAAAAGUUAAUUUUGUGUUAACUAACUCCUAACGAGAGCUCACCUUCAUUAUCUUGGUUUCCUCACGCUUUAUCCUGGCAAAAAUUAAAAUAUCCGUCUCCAUAGUGAAGCGAUAAUAUAGAAGCAUGUUUGGGAAAGCUUAUUUUGUAAUUAUUUGAGCUAAUUUGGACGUUAUCCGAAGAUGUUGAUGUUGGCCGAAGCUGGCCGCUCUCUCAACAGGAACCUAGAAAGUUUAUUUCGACACAACAGUGAAACUCCAAAUGUCCUUGAACGGCUUGUACGAGAGAUUCACACCGACAAAGAACUAUGUAGCUACAUGUUCUUGAACCAUCCUGGCUCUGAGGAUAUGCUAUGGGGAUUAUUAUCUCUGCUGGACAGCGAUGAUUCAAGGGUUGCUGGGAAUGCAGCUUACGUGAUUGGUACGUUAGCAGAAAUGGAUCUCGGCAAGAAGAGAAUCAUUAACAUAUUCACUGACAGGGGGGAGCAGACCAAAGAAGUCUUGCCAUCAUUGACCAAGAUGCUUGAUAUGCUUGAUAUGGAGACAGUUAUGAAUGCCGCUGGGACUCUGGGGACUCUGGCAGAGAAUGAGGAAUGUAGACUGUGGAUGCUCAAAGAAGAAAGUCUUGACGAUACUAUAGAUAAGUUGACCAGAUUGUUAUCAUGUAAAGAUAUGUGUACUGCAAGUAAUGCUGCUCUGGUCAUAGCAAGAUUCACAAUCGCUGAGGAGGGUUGUGCAAGAAUUCUUCGACACAAAAACUCAUUACGAACGUUAGUUCAGUUGUGCAAGGCUUUGGGAACAGACGAAACUGGGCGAGGUAUGAAUUCAGCAUUUGCUAUUGGUAGAUUGUGUGAUUUAGAGGCUGGAUGUGCUAGAAUAUUAGCAAUGCCAGAAUCUAAGCGUUUAAUUGUCAGUCUUAUCAACAUGCUUGGCUCAGAUGACAUUGGUUGCACCAAGAAUUCUUGUUUUGCACUCAGCUGUAUAGCAUCAUUCCCUCAGGGUCACACACGUUUACUUGCCCACCCCGAAAUAGACAACAUUAUCAGGAUUUUAUCAGGACUCUUGUCAUCACAUGAUGACGAACUCGUUUGGUUUUCUGCAAUGAUGCUGAGGACAAUAGGAAGUCAGAAAAAUGGAUGUUUGUAUCUCAGAACACAAAUGGAGAGCUGGUCUACGAGGGCCACAAGUCAAGUUACAUAGCAAAUAAUCUUGUUCCUGUAACUGCUUACACGUUCUAUGUCAGAGCAUAUACCGAGGGAGAUGACGGGCACAGAAGUAAUAUCGCGUCUGCCAYCACGCCUGAGUCAGUACCCAGUGCUCCUCAGUGUCCACGAGUCGCGGCCAAAACGACCAACCAGAUUAAAAUAAUGUGGGAGCUACCAGAAAAACCCAAUGGAGUAUUAAAAGCCUAUCAAGUUGUGACGAGAGGAAAAACCACAUAUCUGGAUAUAUCAGAGAAUUACUUGAUUCUUUCUGGGCUGCCUGCAGACACGGAGUACACUUUUGAGAUUUAUGCAUUGACAAGCAAAGGAAGAGGAGAGGCUGCUAUCUUGACAACAAGAACCGAUGACCUUGGUGA
Molecule: messenger RNA, 1585 nt
Organism: Actinia tenebrosa (Australian red waratah sea anemone)
Lineage: Eukaryota; Metazoa; Cnidaria; Anthozoa; Actiniaria; Actiniidae
Molecular function (GO): protein binding
Source: RefSeq, a predicted model, not a curated record